Messenger RNA from Spodoptera litura, 726 nucleotides. Its product is annotated as THAP domain-containing protein 1-like. The record is from RefSeq and is a predicted model, not a curated record. Lineage: Eukaryota; Metazoa; Arthropoda; Insecta; Lepidoptera; Noctuidae.
UGGCCGUCACCGGCUCACCGCGAGUGCGCGCGUUAGUCUGUUGUCACUUGUCAGCCGCGAUCGUACAACACAUGAUAAAAUGCCGUCUUGUGCAGUGGUUUCGUGCAGAAAUAGAAGCCAAGACAAAAACUGUAGAAGUCAUGGCAUCGGUUACCAUGUGUUUCCGAAAGAUCCAAUAAUAAAAGAGAAAUGGAUAGAAGCCUGCGGACGCAAAGACAGCUGGUUUCCAACGAAGAACGCGGUAAUAUGCAGUAUACAUUUUACAGAGGAGUGCUUCCAAUUGACUAAAAUUAGAAGACUUUUUCCGAAUGCUAUACCUACUCUCAAGUUAAGAUUAGUUUUUGAUAAGCCAGAAGAGAGCACAGACAACGUGAGAGUCAAGAGAAAAACUACCAAUCCAAAUAAAAUGAGGACGAUUCUGGAAAAGUACAAAAUGCAAAUUGAAAAAUAUAAAAAGGUGCUGACGGCAAAGAACUUGGAAGUAAAAAGCCUGAAACAGACGAUCAGAAGAUGUCGACACAAAAUAAAUACAAUGGAGAAUAUUCUAACUACACUCAAAAAUGAAAAUGUUAUUGGUGAAGACCAUUUUUAUUUAAUGGAAAAUGAUAGUAUUACAAAAUUUAAAGUAAUAACACCUACAACUUAAAUAAUAUACAAUUAUGUAGGUAAGAAUAUGCCUAUAUUCUAAAUAAUUUACCAAGUUUUGAUCUAUAACGGUAAGUAUUA